Oncorhynchus kisutch (coho salmon) is the source of this 5373-nucleotide messenger RNA. Its product is annotated as GDNF family receptor alpha-4. Gene Ontology annotation, biological process: nervous system development. The transcript has 8 exons. Lineage: Eukaryota; Metazoa; Chordata; Actinopteri; Salmoniformes; Salmonidae. Gene Ontology annotation, molecular function: signaling receptor activity. The record is from RefSeq and is a predicted model, not a curated record. Bases 544 to 1878 code for a protein of 444 amino acids. Gene Ontology annotation, cellular component: external side of plasma membrane; signaling receptor complex.
CCCCGUCGCCCUGCCUGAGCACUUCUUCUUCAGGACGCGUCUGUGAAAGUCAUUUAACACACUGUCGCACAGUGAACUGACGAGCGCGAGGAGGAGGGAUCUGUCAUCUUCACGGUCUCAGGCAGCAUGUGGACGGGCUCCUAUCGUGCCACUGUCGAGAGAGAAAUGGCGAGAGCCAGUGUCAACAUUCGAAAACAUCUAUCUUUGGGUGCAGAGUAAGCUGAUGUUUCACAGCUGUAAAUAGUUUUGGAGUCUUGGUUCAUUGUAUUCAGUCUACAGGGCACGCGCUACACUUUGGCGGUGGUGACAGUUAAUCUGAGCUGGGUUCUCGGCCAGUGCAAUCUAAGGAAUUAAUCGUUAUACAGGACUAUACACCUGCAACUUGUUCCCAGAACGGUGGUGACUGACUCCCGUUGGAUGUAACGUUGAGCGGAGUGACGCGGGUCGGUUUGCGGGCAAAUAGAGCGGUGGCGGACCAAACGCACAUCGUCCAAUUUAAUCUCCCUUCCCGUGUCCCUGUGCUCCACCCGACUCAUAACGGAGAUGUUGCUCCUCGGAAUACUGCUCAACAUCUUCAUACGAGGUGUGGUCCCCUCCUUGUCGCCCCUCCCCCUUGGCUUUGUAGACUGUGUGGAGGCAGAGAGGGGGUGUAAGGAAGACCCCCGGUGUAAGGAGCUGUAUAUGACCCUGGAGUACUGUGCAUCCGAGGAGGCGUUGGCUCCGCUGGGGAACAAGGCCAGCAUAGAGUGCCUGGAGGCCCUGAGCGGCCUGCACUACCUCCCUCUGUUGGCCUGCAAGUGUCAGCGCGGUGCACGCAGAGAGGAGCACUGCCUCAAAGUCUACUGGAGCAUCAGGAUCCUGCAGGGUUAUGAUGACUUUGAGGGGUCUCCCUAUGAGGACUCGCCAGUGGAGUCUUCUCGAAUGGCCUCCUUAGUGGCAGCAGCCUCCUCUCUUCUUCUAGAUGGACAGAACGUAUGUCUGAAGGCAGCCCAGGACUGUGGUCUGUAUGAGAAAUGUGGUUCCCUGAGGUCUGAGUACGUCCUGGCCUGCACCAAGCAUGCCCCAGGCUCGGACCACUGCAACAGGCAGAAGUGCCACCGGGCGCUGCGGCGCUUCCUGGAGCGCGUUCCGGAGGAGUACAGCCUGGGGUUGCUGUUCUGCCCCUGUACUGACAAACUGUGUGGGGAGAGACGCAGGAAGACCAUUGUCCCUUCCUGUUCCUACCAGGAGAGAGACUGGAUACAGCCCAACUGUCUGCUUCUGCAGAGCUUCUGCAGGAGGGACCAACUCUGCAGGUCCAGACUGGCUGAUUUCCAGCAUAACUGCCAGCCCUCUGGCCAUUCCCCUUCUAGCUGUAUCAGAGAGAGUGGAGCUGUGUGCCUCAAAUCCUACGCCGCACUGAUCGGCACUAUCAUGACCCCCAACUACGUCAGCAACAGCACUGUGGAUGUGGACUUGUGGUGCAACUGCGAGGGCAGUGGCAACCAAUGGCAGGACUGCCUGAGGAUUCAGCACAUGUUCACCAACAACCCCUGUCUGGAGAACUCCAUCAGUACCAUGGGUAGCUCCUCCCCUCGGCCAGUGGAGAGCACUUUUCCCCCGCCCUCUCGCCCCUCCCCCUUGGACCAGCAGAAUGAGCUCAGCAACAACGCCCAGGAUGAGCUCAGCAACAACGCUGUGGAGCAGAGUGAGGAAGAGGAGGAUAUGGAGGAGGAGGAGGGGGGUCAGUUUGACGUGAUCCCUCUCUAUGCUGAGAAGGCCACGGUGUCCAACCUGGGUUCUGGGGGUGGGGAGGUGUCCCCACGUCUUUCCAUCGGCCCCCCUCCCUCCCUGCUGCUGCUGCUUCUGCUACUGUCUGCCUCUCUGAGCUGGGGGUAAGAGGGGGGGGCACCCCCUUCACACAGACAAGAGCCCCCCCAUACAGACAAGAGCCCCCCAGAGAGAGAGAGAGAGAGAGAGAGAGAGAGAGAGAGAGAGAGAGAGAGAGAGAGAGAGAGAGAGAGAGAGAGAGAGAGAGAGAGAGAGAGAGAAAUUUGUACAGUUUUCUUUGUCUUGCUUCACCUCCCACUGUCAGAGACUUGUCUUGUAUGACAGACCGGGAUGAACCAACUCCAAAGUGACGGAGGGGGGUUAAACUGAGUGACUUGAUAUAUUAUAUGUAAUUUCCUCUUUUGGUGAAAACAUGUGACAGGUUACUAUGGGUCCGAUGGCGCUUCAGUAUAUUCAAGCUUAACUCUGUCCAUUCAUACCUCUAUCUCCAGUGAUGGAGAAGUGCUUUCAGUAAGUCAUGAAAAACUAAUCAGUGGUAUGAAGGAAGUAAUGUGCAUAUGUAGCAUCUCUAAACAUGUAGCUUGACAGAGUGUGUGUGUUCUGUCUGUGCCAGUGUGUGAGCGUUAUGCAAAGAGUAGAGGGUUUUUCAGAAUCAUCUUGUCUCCCGCCUCAUACUCACCCUCGUCAGCAGACACACACACACACACACACACACACACACACACACACACCUGGCUGCAGAACAUUAGAUCCAGCAGAUGCUUAUGAUUUAUUAGUCUAUCUGUGUCCUAUGACUCAGCACAGGCCUGGGAGAAUGACCAACGGCAUUAACACAAAUAAAACAGUCAGAAUGAGAGGGAAAAAGGCGUUCCAUAAAUGUGAGUAAUAAAGCAAGUACAAACCAAAUGUAAUAACUUUUCAACAGGUGCAGGCGCCCGUCUGGGGUUGACACUGGCAAAGAAGACGAGGGGGUAUAGAGAGAGUUUAUCGUGUGUGGUCUAUUUCCACUUUUUACUUGUUUUAGUUUGAGGGGAGAUAAUAUGGUACGGCAUGAACUCUUUAUCUUAUAGUGGCUCUUGGGGGAAAAUGUGGGUUAGCGAGCAGUAGAGGGAGAGAAAGAAAGAGUAAACCAGAGAGAGAGAGAGAGACCCUUGAGCGGAAACAUACCAUAGAGAAUGGCUGGCCCUCCAUUUCCUCUGUCUUAUAAAUCUUUUGCUGACACUAAUGUUUUUUGUCUCUUGUUCUUUCCUAUUUCUGGGGGAUGUAAAAUUAACUUCCAUCCGGAGGGGUUGGAGAUGGUGGUGGACAGAGAAGGGGGGAGAAGGGAAGGGCAGGAGGUGGGUGAAGGGAUGGGAGGGGCUAGAUUGGUGGUAUGUCUGCAGUAUGUGUCUUGCAUCACUCUCUCCCGGGCACUAAAAUUGAAUUAUAAACUUACACACACCAACUGUCCAACGGCACGUGAACAACAGACAGUUACACAAAGUGUCUGUCAAUCAGUCAUUCUUUCCGAAAGAAAAGAGGAACACGCUCACCUGAAGAUUUAUCCUUCCAUUCUAUAGAACACGAGCAUCAUUAAUGCCAAGGUCAGCUAGUCGCUCGCAGAUCUCGUGCUGGGGUUAAUUGAUAGCAGUGAGGAAAGUAGGCGGGAGAUUGAUGCGCCUGUCAGGCCAGUGUGGGGCCUUUACGAGGCCUGUUGUUAUUUUUUAAUUGUUGUCGCGGCCGUUUGUCGUCUGCUGACACCUCUCCACUGCCAACAGACAGACUGAGAGAGAGAGAGAGAGAAAGGGGAGGAGGAGAGGAUACCAAUCAUUUACAUCAAUAUCUCUGAAAUAAACAAGCCGAGAAGCCAUGCGGUAAAUCAACUGGCAUCGAGAAGGGUAGUGGAACGGGGAGGGAUUAUUUUACUGUUCUUGUUCGCUCAUAUUACAGCUCUAUCAUAAACACACACACACACACUGUCAAACAUUAGUUCAAUGGUGUCUGAUUCCCCUGGACUUGAGCAUUUUAAUCCUGGAUGUUGGCACCACUGUUGGCUUAGUUAUACCGCCCACUGUGGAGAGACUCAGCCAGGGAGAGAUACAAAACAGCACCAACAGAAAGGCACACAGGGAACUAGAAUGACACACGCUGAUCACAACUCUGUGAGAAACAUGUCCAGAGAGAGAAGACUGGAGGAAAGCAAAGCGGGAGAAAAAGAGAGGAAGAGAGAGAGCGAGAACUGAUAUGACCUGCAGGCUUAUAGCAGAAUAAGUGCUGUAGCUUGGCUUGGCCUUACUGAUCUAUUUCACACUCUGUAGGUCCUAAAGCAUCAGCACUCUACUGUAGCACAGCCUCAGCUCUGCUGCUGCAGCCGGACACACAGUGGAGGACGCUUUCCAUUAGAUUCAUUGAAACAAAUACACAAGAAAACGAAAGCCGGAAAAGGCACCAUUUGAGCCCAAACCUUCCUGAACGGCUCCUAUAGCCGCCACACCUGGGACACGCAUUCAUUGGUUGUCUUACUUCAUACGCUCAAUGGAUGUUUCUGUGUGCUGUGUUUUUGUGUGUGAACAACCAGCUGUGCAGUGCUGUCUACCUGCCUGCCCUGCUAUCACAUUCAUAAUCACCUAUCUUUAAUUUAUAGAACUGCUGUACUACGUACUCAUUAAUAUGCCUAUGCCAGAUGUGUACGUUGUUGUUUAUGCAUACGCGCAGUAAUUACCGCAAACAGUGUCAUGUUGUAUUGACUGCAUAUCGGCCAUCAGGAUGACUUGUGUGUGUGUGUGUGUUGGACAUUGCUGUGGAGCAUAUGGAAGACUCAGAGGAUGCUCAAGGGUUACAAGGUUUUCCUGCUGCACCUGUACUUAGCUCUGUCUGUUUGUCACUCUGCGUAACCAUGGCGAUGCUGUAUCUCUGUUCACUGUCGCACCAAAUCCUGCUAAAUGGUGUUGAAUAAUGCUCAGAUGUUCAGCCUUUUCUAUCCCAGCACCUUCGGAGUUGAAGCAGUCAUUUUGAGCCCCCCCCCCCGUGCCUCCUGCAGGUAGUCGGCUGAAUAGGCUGAUGGGUAUUCAGAAGGGGAUGGGACGCACGCUGGGACUGCAAAUGAGACGCACAUUCUUGAGCAAGCAGAACUGUACUGCCUGACUACUCUGCACAGCAACAAUAUGAUGAUGAAACCCUUUCUUCCUUCUUGCUCACUCUCCCGAACGCUGCAACGCCGAGUGGACCGAUCUCCUCUCUCUCGUCAGCCCCCCCCCCCCCACCCCCCCCACCACCACUAUCUUCGGUGUGUUGCUCCGGACAAUGGGCAGUCACAGGAAGGACCGUUCGGGAUCACAGAACUGCUCUGCUGGUGUUCAAGAAUGCAAAACAAAACAUGAUGUCAAAACACUGAUGCCAUGAACAUUCUGUUUAAGCAUGCCUGUGUACCACAGGAGAGGGCCAGCUUCGGCCCACUACCCCCCCUGAACCGGUUCUGUUCCGACCCCUCCAGUACACACCUCGCCCAGUGUUCUCUUGAUCUGGUAGUGUUCUGUGCUUUCCUCCAUCUGCUGUUCAGAGAGACAGCCACCACCCCUGUGUACAUCGGUGAACAUAAUAAAUAUAUGAUCUCACAUUUCCUUA